AUGCAUCACAGUGUUACCACCACCGGGUCACGGCCUCCGCUCUCGAGCAACAAUACUACACCUACAUCUACUCGCCACUCUAGUCUAUCAUCACUUAAUCAUCCUAAUGUGUCAACUGCCAGCAGCGAUGCGUCCACGGGUGCUCCCAAGCGUUCCUCUAUGAAGACAAACCUGAAGCCUUCGAGAUCUGUAGGAGCAAACCUCAACCGGAGAUCCGCACCGCCAACAGUACGAUUUCUGGACCCAGAGCCAUUGCCAAGGAGGACACGGCCCCCGCAAGGCCGCUCGCAAGCUUUCUCCGGACCAGUGACUCAGCUUCGGCAACGUGUUGACAAGCGAUUCUCCGCACCGGCAGCACCUUCCCAAAUUGAUCCUCGUCUGGAUCCACGAUGGUCAGGGAUUCCUCUUCCCGCAGGCUUCGUACCACCAAGCCGGACACCAACGCCGACGCAAAGGACCACGUCUUACCAGUCUGUCGUCCCAAAUCUGUCUUCAACAUCGACACCACCUGUGGUUACACACCCACCAUCAAACAAGUAUGACCCGCUUCAGAACUACAUAUCAUGCAUGGCAGCCAUGUGCACAGCACACUACACACCAGCGCACUCAGGUCCAACAUAUUACGCUGCGCAAGAACCUUACCACUUGUCAAAGCACCGCGGAUAUUGCCCACGACAUGCCAGCAAAGAGAUGCAAGAGGCCAAUGCGCUCUGCAAGAAGGAAUACGAAUCCAUGCGUCAGAACGCCGGACGCAAGACCCUCGGCGUAGUCGCACAGGAUUUCGACAUCUUCCUACAGCUGUAUCGGGAGGCUCGACAGAUCGAGGACGCGCGACUGCAGAAAGCGCAAAACCAGAGAGUCCUAGGCUCCUUCCAAACAGCCACAACAAAGGGAAAAGCACCACAGGACGAUGGCUUCGAUUGGCGCUACACACCUCGCAACUGCACAAGACUUGGCUGCACAUCAGUACCUUAUUCACCAUUUUCUACGCAGCACUUCUCAUUUUACAAUACGCCCAACUCCUCGACACAGCUUCUGCCACUUACUACACUGUGUCCGAGCUGCUCCAAGGCGGAAGCUGAAGGCUUCGGAACGAAGUUGAUGGAGAAGUGGAGCAGCAGAUGUGGUUGGGAAGGCGAGGAGUGGGACGGGUGGUACCAGAAUGCAAUACAGGCUCGUAAGGCGGAACAAGAAUUCUGGGAGAAGGCGCAGGAAAGGGUCAAACAAGAGGGGACUCCGGAAGAGAGCGUCUCUGAUGUGACUUCGAAGAAAGAGAAGAGAAAAAGCGUUUUUAAGAGAAUAUUCAGGCGCAGUGAGACUACUAGGACUCCUGCUGUUGCUGUUGCUCCCGCGUAA
Messenger RNA from Macroventuria anomochaeta, 1356 nucleotides. RefSeq lists its product as uncharacterized. The transcript has 3 exons. The coding region runs from base 1 to 1356 and encodes 451 amino acids. The record is from RefSeq and is a predicted model, not a curated record. Lineage: Eukaryota; Fungi; Ascomycota; Dothideomycetes; Pleosporales; Didymellaceae.